CUAUCUUUACCUGGUGGGCAGUAGAGUGGGUGCAUUUCCAGAAACAAGGUAAGGGAUCAGAUUUCAGGGUGUUUUUGUUAGUGUAUCCCAGCAAUACAUUUUGAUUGGACAGAGGCUGGCAGAAUCAGAUAAAACCUCAUUACUGCCGAACAAGCACUGGUGUGACACGAGGAUUGGGAAGGGUAACAACAAACUGCAACAUCAAAGCUAUUCCUCUACUCUGUUCGACUAGUAGUGAUGGUUCCACUAAAGCAGAGUUGCUCUGCAGCGGGCCCGUUAUCUCAGCUCAAGAUGUACAGCUUUAUGGGAGGGGGCCUUUUCUGUGCCAUAGUUGGUAAUAUCUUGUUGGUGGUCUCCACUGCAACGGACUACUGGAUGCAGUACCGUCUCUCUGGAAACUAUGCCCACCAGGGCCUGUGGAGGUACUGCAUAUCCAACAAGUGCUACAUGCAGACUGACAGCAUAGCUUACUGGAAUGCCACCCGGGCCUUCAUGAUCCUUUCAGGGAUGUCGUGCUUUGCCGGCAUCAUAGCGGGCAUCAUGUCCUUCGCUCACUUCUCCUCUUUUGAAAGGUUCAACCGCUCCUUUGCUGCAGGAAUCAUGUUUUUCGUCUCCACUUUCUUUGUUCUGCUCGGUAUGGCCAUUUAUACUGGAGUGACAGUCAACUUCCUGGGGAGACGCUUUGGUGACUGGCGCUUCUCCUGGUCCUACAUCCUGGGAUGGGUGGCCAUGCUCAUGAACUUCUUUGCAGGUAUUUUCUACAUAUGUGCCUACAGGAUGUGUGAGUGCAGGAGGGGGAAUGGUCCCCGCUAGAGGGGGACAGACAGUUUGUUCAAAAGAAAAAGAGGACAAUGCCACUUUGAGUCGAGGACAAACACUGCAGUGUUGACUGAUCUACUGAAGAGAUGAUGUCCGAUGCUGCUCCCGGAGGCCUUUGACGGUCUGCUUGAUAUGUUUUCUAAAAGUGAUAUUCUUGUAAUAUGGAUUUUUUUAAUUUUUAGAAGUAGUCAUGAGGAACAUAAUAUAAUCAUGUGUCAAAUGAUUGUAAAUGAAAAUUGGUAUUAUUAUAUCUUCCUGUAAUUUGGCAAAUUCAAUAAAG
Messenger RNA from Eleginops maclovinus (Patagonian blennie), 1099 nucleotides. RefSeq names its product lens fiber membrane intrinsic protein-like. The coding region runs from base 238 to 813 and encodes 191 amino acids. Gene Ontology annotation, cellular component: plasma membrane. The record is from RefSeq and is a predicted model, not a curated record. Gene Ontology annotation, molecular function: structural constituent of eye lens. The transcript is spliced from 5 exons. NCBI's taxonomy places the organism in Eukaryota, Metazoa, Chordata, Actinopteri, Perciformes, Eleginopidae.